Messenger RNA from Diaporthe batatas, 2906 nucleotides. RefSeq lists its product as uncharacterized. The coding region runs from base 1145 to 2821 and encodes 558 amino acids. The record is from RefSeq and is a predicted model, not a curated record. The transcript has 2 exons. Lineage: Eukaryota; Fungi; Ascomycota; Sordariomycetes; Diaporthales; Diaporthaceae.
GCCUUGGGUUCCUGGGUAUGGACCGGGUCCUCGUUCAUCGUAGAGUCCCAGCAGAUGGACGAGGAGGACGAGGAGGAGGGGGGGAGAGAAGAAGAAGCAACACAUGAUCCCUCGCGGCAUUUCCGAAUUCAAGGAAAAAGACUACUUCUUCAAUAUCCACAAGUCGAGGACCCGCUCCCGCUGCCCGGUUCGUUUGGGAUUCACUUCCCUGGUUGGCGCUGCAGGCUGUCUGUCGGGCUGCAAUUUCCAAUUGGUCUGGCGUCUCAUCCUCGUCUUUUACUCUCCGAAGAAGGUCGGACUGAAAGGAGCGGGCACCCACCAUUCCAACAAGCCUCAUCCGGCUCUAGAGGCUCGCACCCUGGCAGUCCUGGUACCUCGCAAGGGCUCUUCUUCCCGGCAGCAUCAGGACCGCCCCUCGCAUGGUACGUGGCAGUUGCCGUCCGCUCGGGUCGUCGUCGAUGAGGAACUUCCCUGAACGUGGCGAGGUUUCACGCAGUGCCGACUCGAUAUUCCAUUCCUUCAUUUGUUUUGCCCUUGUCUGCUCUGGCAGUCAGCCUGUUGCUCCUCAACGACCCACGACUAAGUAAACAAACUUGGCAGUCUUACUACACUACACAGUCCAUGCACACUCAAGCCAGCAUGGAUGGCACCGAGUUGGUGUUUUCCCAAGGUGCCACAAUGCGUCGGGGUACCUAGGUAGGCCAGCUGCGGCCAGACCUUGUCCUCAAGUGCUUUUGAUGAAAGGCCAUGUCGAUGGCUUCUCGCAAGGUGACCACCACUCUGCAUCAUAGCAAGCUAGACCCCAGAAAUCGAGCGAGUAGCUCAAUUGCCUGCUGUCUCUCAAGACCAUUUAAGUCAUCAUGGUGCUCCCUGAGGACAUAGUAUUGCUCCGGCUGCCAAGCCAGUCGUUCAAAAGGCCGCCCCGAGCCGAUAAAUAAAGCGGAGACGCAUCCAUGCAACCGGCACCGGACACACCCACUCGGCAGUGGUGCUCAGCGUCAUUCAUUAUCAGCAGCCUCCAACAAGCUGGCUUCCAUGAUGUCCUUGACGGCAUACUCGAUUCAGAAACGGGCGUAUACCCCGAUUUCUCUCGUCGCAUUUAAGCUUCCUCAGGCUUGGUUCGGUCCAGUCCCCCAAGCCCAUCAUGAGGGGCCACGUGAACAGGCCUCUAAUAUCACAGAGAAUGCUUCUGUCCCUGCUCCUCUGUGGCUGCCAGGCCGGCUCAGCAGCUCUCAGUGACCCGUUCGACAUCAGAGAAGCCACUAUCGAUGGGAUACAUAAUGCCCUCUUUACUGGCCUGACAACUUGCCGCGAGGUGGUUUCAGCACAUCUCGCCCGUAUAGAGGCCUUCAACCCUGCUAUCAAUGCCAUUACAGCUUUGAACACAGAAGCACUGUCAGUGGCAGAGAGCAUAGACCUCAGGAUCUCGCAAGGGAAUAUUACAGGUUCCUUGCUCUGCGUUCCUGUCCUUGUCAAGGACAACUACGACUCCAUGCCAAUGAACACCACGGGCUCUUGCCUCGCGCUGGCAAACAAUACGCCCGCAGAGGAUGCACCGACGAUCAAAGCUCUCAAGGCAUCCGGUGCCGUCAUCCUGGGCAAGACGAACCUGCACGAGCUCGCCCUUGAAGGCCUCAGCGUGUCGUCCCUGGGCGGCCAGACCCUCAACCCUUAUGACCAGACUCGCACCCCGGGCGGCAGCAGCGGCGGGUCCGGGGCCGCCGUGGCCGCCAGCCUCGCAGUGUUCGCCACGGGGACAGAUACAGUCAAUAGCCUGCGCAGCCCUGCGGCGUCCAACUCGCUGUUCAGCUUUCGUCCCACAAGGGGCCUGAUCUCCCGUGCGGGCGUCAUUCCGAUUAGCUUCACGCAGGAUGCCGUCGGCGCAAUGGCAAGGACGGUGCGGGACCUGGCUUUCGCCAUGACGGUCAUGGCUAGCGUUAAGUAUGAUGAGCGCGAUAAUACUACGGCUUCGAUCCCGCCCGAGGUUGCCGGGAUGGAUUACGUUGCUGCCCUGCGUGGGGGCCCUGUGUUGAAUGGGUUGAGGCUUGGUUUGGUCCGGGGCUUCUUCAACUUUACGGAUUCGUCGGAGGUGACGCCUGUGAAUGAAGUCAUGGCUUCCAUGGUGUCAAGACUGGAAGCGGCCGGCGUAACUGUCGUGAACGUCAUCGAGCCCGUGUACAAUGCCACGGCGAUCAGUUCAAGCUUGGACGUCCAGGCGUACGAAUAUCGUGAGCUGUUGGAUGAGUAUCUGGCAGGACCAAAUUUGAGUGGCGACAAACCCGCCAGCUUCGCGGACCUUUACAAAAGCGACAAAUUCCUCGUCAUUCCAAACCAGUACUCUUUUGUCAACUUGUCUCUUGUCUCGUCCACUUCCAACACCAGCUAUUUCACAGCACAACGGGGUAUACAAAACCUCGCCAACGCACUCCAGAAGACCUUCUCCACGAACAAGCUCGACGCGCUUAUCUACCCAGAGCAGAAGAACCUUGUCGUCAAGACAGGCUCGCCGUCUCAGUCUGGACGCAACGGGAUUUUGGCAGCGCUGACUGGCAGUCCCGUUGUCGUUGUCCCGGCAGGCUUCUCAGCCCCGAGUGACGACGCACCCAUCGGCGUCCCAAUUGGGAUGGAGAUUCUCGGGUUGCCUUGGAGCGAGGAUCGCCUGCUCAGCAUCGCACAGCAGAUCAGCGAGCUGAUUCCCGUCAGAAAAAUGCCAGUCCUGACGAAUAGGACCGUGCACUCUAACUCCGAGUAUGAGAGUGUACCGACGGUGACGCCCCUGGCUAAUAUACCUGCCGAAUAUUCUAUCGGGAGGUUGAUUUGAUUGUUUGUAUCUUUAUUUGUGCAUAGGUUUCCAUUUGCAACUUGACCUGGUAAAUAAGAACUGAUAAGAGAAACAAUUCACCUCA